GUGUACGUGUACGGGAGAGGUGCCGCGGACGCGGCUGAGCAGCGCCCCCUCAGGCAGUCAGCACGCCGAGGAUAAGGUGAGAUAAAAGGGAGCCAGAGGCGCGGGUGUGCGGCCGAGCAGCAACGGUGGAACUACUCCGCAACCAUGGCGCCAGCAGCCCUGUCGGCCACCGUCCUUCGCGUCUCUGCCGGUGUUAGGACCGCCGUCGCCGCACCCGCCGGCGUACUCCGGUUUGGCAAGACGGCUUGCCUGCACUCCGGCCACUCUGAGGGCCAAGCUGUGCUGCGAUCGAACGCGCUGCUGCUGAGGCCCGUGGGACAGAGGAGGCGCUCGGCGCUGAGAAGCAGCGUGGAUGACUCCAAAGCCACGGAUGACAAGGUGGAGUUCGGGUACUCGAGGAAAGACGUGCUGCUGAUCGGCGUCGGCGUCACCCUCCUCGGCUACGGCCUCAAGUCCGGCCUCGAGUUCCUCGGCGUCGACCCCUUGCAAGCCGGCAACGUGGUCCAGCUCUUCAUCGUGCUCGGGAUGACGGUAGGGUGGAUCUCCUCCUACAUGAUCCGUGUGGCCAACAAGGACAUGACCUACGCCACGCAGCUCAGGAACUACGAGAAGCAAGUCAUGGAGAAACGGCUGGAGAGCCUGUCGGAGGCGGAGCUGCAGGUGCUGCUGGAGCAGGUGGAGGAGGAGAAGGAACGCCUGCCGCCGAUGAGGAGGGAUCAGGGUAUCACCAUCAACAGGAAGACGGAGGAUCAAACCACUGCCAACUGAUAGCUAGAACACCUCGAUAAUGAUACUAGCCCAGUACACUACACACUGUUAGGAUAGCUUGCAUCGAUGUAUUACGGCUUUUCCUUUGUUAUAAUAAUCAGUAGCACAAUGUAGUGCUUUUAGCAGCAGCACUGAGUGUUAUACUCCCAAGAAUACAGUAGUUACCAAGAUUCA
This is a messenger RNA of Hordeum vulgare subsp. vulgare (domesticated barley), 942 nucleotides long. RefSeq lists its product as uncharacterized. Bases 145 to 768 code for a protein of 207 amino acids. NCBI's taxonomy places the organism in Eukaryota, Viridiplantae, Streptophyta, Magnoliopsida, Poales, Poaceae. The record is from RefSeq and is a predicted model, not a curated record. The transcript is spliced from 5 exons.